Messenger RNA from Vicia faba (fava bean), 2463 nucleotides. The record is from the annotation of a GenBank genome assembly. Lineage: Eukaryota; Viridiplantae; Streptophyta; Magnoliopsida; Fabales; Fabaceae.
AUGAAGGGAAAGACUAAAGGUCAAGCAAAGAAAAAUCAACAUGAGCAAACCCUUAACGAUGAUCAAAUUACUGACAAGACGAAAAUCAAUGAAGAAGAAGAGAAAAGAGACAAACCUGAGAAGAUCGACGAAGAGAAUGAUAGGCACAAAAGAAGAAGUCAAAAUCUAAAACACCACAAAGAGAUGAUUUAUCGCACCGAUGCUAGCCUUAUCAAAGAUGACAAAUGGGGACUUAAUGUUAUAUACAUGGAGAACGGCGACACCAUAAUUAACACCGGAAUAGAGAGAAUGAAUGGCCUAAACCACCCACUGGAAGCAAAAGUCAUGGCGCUCUGCAUGGCAAUGAAGUGUGCAAUUUUAGAGGAUUUUAGUAAAGUGGACUUCGAAUCGGACAAUGAAACCAUCAUCAACAUCAUACUGAAGGAGAACGGCGGCGGAAGCCCUGUAUCUAGGGUUAGAGAAACGAUGAUGAAGAUGAAGAGAUACAAAGAAAAUUUUGUAGAGAUUAGUUUUAAUCAUAUUAAAAUUUCCCGUCCACGUCUCGAGUUUUGUUACGGGGGAUUUUGCCCCCAUCCCCAUCUGUGUCUCGGGUCCUGCUACGGGAAAUUUUGUCUCCCAUCCCUGUCUCUACGGAUUUCCGUGGGUCUCUACGGAUCUCCAAGUCUCACUAGUCACUCUCAACCUCAAGGGUCCAUUUCAGAUUCAAACACAUUUAUACCAUUUUUCUACCUUUGCUUCAUAAACACCCCAAUACAAACCAAAAUCAAAACCCCCCAAAAAAUAAGGUUCUUCUUCUGCUUAGUGGUUGCUCACCCAUAUUCCCAAUUUGUGGGAAUUGGUAAUUGUCAACAAGCAAUGAAUCCUCCAAUUUGUGCCCCUUCAUCUUCUUCUUGCUCAUAUAUUCGUCCUCAUUCAUGCCUCACUUGUGCUUCUCGAAAUUUCAAGUUUCCUAUGCUAUUGCCACAGGCAAUAUGUACUACUCAAAAGGCGUAUCGCUGCUCUGGAGGCCAUGUGGAGGCUUCUAUUAAUGCUAAUCCGUUGAGAACUUGCAUAGUCGGCAAAUUUACUCCAGGAUGGUCUGAAGUACAACCCUUGGUUUCCAAACGAUCGCUCAACAGGCACCUGUUACCUGUGGAAGCUUUAGUAACUUCAACAGCUCAAGAUGUUUCUGGUACACCUCUGAUUGGUGAUGAUAAGAUCGGAGUUUUAUUGUUAAACCUUGGAGGUCCAGAGACUCUAGACGAUGUGCAGCCUUUUUUGUUUAACCUUUUUGCCGAUCCAGAUAUUAUACGAUUGCCGAGGUUAUUUACUUUUCUUCAGAAGCCAUUGGCUCAAUUCGUAUCUGUUUUAAGAGCACCAAAGAGCAAAGAAGGCUACGCUUCCAUUGGUGGUGGAUCCCCUCUUAGACGCAUGACUGAUGCACAGGCUGAAGAGUUAAGAAAAUCUCUAUCAGAAAAGAAUGUCCCAGCCAAUGUGUAUGUUGGCAUGCGUUACUGGCAUCCAUUCACCGAAGAGGCUAUUGAGCUGAUUAAACGAGAUGGAAUUACAAAGCUUGUUGUGCUUCCACUUUAUCCACAAUUUUCAAUUUCAACCAGUGGUUCAAGUCUGCGUCUCUUGGAGAGUAUAUUCAGAGACGAUGAGUAUCUAGUCAACAUGCAGCACACGGUAAUACCUUCGUGGUACCAACGUGAAGGAUACAUAAAAGCCAUGGGAAAUUUAAUUGAAAAAGAGCUGAAGAGUUUCGAUAGCCCAGAGAAGGUCAUGAUAUUCUUUAGUGCACACGGGGUGCCGGUUGCUUAUGUGGAAGAGGCUGGUGAUCCAUACAAGGCGGAGAUGGAGGAAUGCGUGGAUUUGAUCAUGGAAGAGCUUGAGAAAAGAAAGAUAUCUAAUGCAUAUACACUUGCUUAUCAGAGUAGAGUCGGACCUGUGGAAUGGUUAAAACCCUAUACCGAUGAGACAAUAAUUGAACUUGGGAAAAAGGGAGUAAAAAGUUUGCUGGCUGUACCAAUUAGCUUUGUCAGUGAACAUAUUGAAACACUAGAAGAAAUUGAUGUUGAGUACAAAGAACUGGCAUUAGAAUCUGGAAUAGAAAAAUGGGGCCGUGUGCCUGCUCUCGGAUGUGAACCCACUUUCAUUUCAGACUUGGCAGAUGCUGUAAUUGAGAGUCUCCCGUAUGUUGGUGCAAUGGCUGUUUCAAACCUUGAAGCUCGACAGUCUUUGGUCCCCUUGGGCAGUGUAGAAGAGUUGCUGGCAGCAUAUGACUCGCAACGUAGAGAGUUGCCUUCGCCGAUAUUGGUGUGGGAAUGGGGAUGGACAAAAAGUGCUGAAACUUGGAACGGAAGAGCAGCUAUGAUUGCAGUGCUACUUCUGUUGUUUUUAGAAGUCACCACUGGUGAGGGAUUUUUGCACCAGUGGGGAAUACUGCCCUUGUUUAGCCCCCCACUCAAUGGCAAUGGAAUUUAG